Xenopus tropicalis (tropical clawed frog) is the source of this 2201-nucleotide messenger RNA. RefSeq names its product tetratricopeptide repeat domain 39B (gene ttc39b). Lineage: Eukaryota; Metazoa; Chordata; Amphibia; Anura; Pipidae. The record is from RefSeq and is marked provisional.
GUGACUGUGGCAGCUCCUGUGUGUAUCGGCACUGAGCGGCGGCUGUGGAGUCCCUACAAACCGGUCUCCUGGGGUCGAACCCAGAAGGAAAAUAUACAGUGCUUAUACGAAGGGGGAAAACAUGGCUUUUGUAAGCAAUGGGACUGAACGCGACGCAGAUGAGGAAGGCUUUGAAGAUGCCUAUGAAAAUAUCCCGGUGGCAUCCAAGAUGGACCUGCGCUGUGCGCUGGAAGAGUGCACCUUGGCUCUCAACCUAUUUCUCAACAAUAAAUUUUCUGAAGCUUUGGAAAUAUUGCGUCCGUGGGCAAAAGAGAGCAUAUACCAUGCUCUUGGUUACAGCACUAUCUUAGUUAUGCAGUCAGCUAUGACCUUCGAGCCACAGGAUGUCCAGAUGGGAAUUAGUACAAUGAAGGAAGCAUUACAGACUUGUCAAAGGUUCAGAAAGAGAACUACAGUUGUUGAGUCACUCUCUAAUCUGGUAUCAAAGCAGUCAGGGGACCAGUUAACUGAAGAGGAGAUGCACGCUGAGAUCUGCUAUGCAGAGUGUCUUUUACAGAAGGCUACGCUGACAUUUGUUCAGGAUGAAAACAUGAUUAACUUUAUCAAGGGUGGAAUGAAAAUCAGGACAAGUUACCAAAUAUACAAGGAGUGCCAUCAACUAUACAGUCUAGCAGUAACUCAGGGCAAAACGUGUAGUGACACACACCACCAAUUUGAAGGGGGCGUCAAACUAGGAAUUGGUGCAUUUAACCUGAUGCUUUCCCUUUUGCCUUCAAGGGUUCUCAGACUUCUGGAAUUCAUUGGAUUUUCAGGCAACAGGGAAUUUGGCCUUUCUCAGCUACGUGAAGGGGCAUCUGGCAAUAGUAUACGAGCAAUAUUAUGUGUCCUAACCCUCUUAUUCUACCAUACCUAUAUUUCAACAAUACUUGGUACAGGGGAAGCCAAUCUUGAAGAAGCAGAAGCGCUACUUGAACCCUACCUCAAAAAAUUUCCCAACGGAUCUAUAAUCCUGUUUUAUGCUGCCAGGAUAGACAUACUCAAAGGACGUUUUGAACAGGCUCAGGAGACAUUCCAGAAAUGCAUUGUUUCUCAACAAGAGUGGAAGCAGAUCCACCAUCUUUGUUACUGGGAGCUAAUGUGGUGCCAUUCUUUCCAGCAAGAUUGGCUUCAGGCAUAUCGCUAUGCAGAUUUGCUCUGCAAAGAAAGCAAAUGGUCUAAGGCGACAUAUGUGUUUCAAAAGGCAGCAAUCCUGAGCAUGCUUCCAGAUGACGUGGUUAAAACAACAGGAGAGGAUAUUGUAGCUUUGUUCAGGCAAGUGGAGGGUUUGAAACAAAGGAUUGCAGGAAAGUCCAUCCCGACAGAAAAAUUUGCAGUGCGGAAGUCCCGACGAUAUGCCUCUGACAAUCCUGUGAAAUUGACACUGCCUGCACUGGAAAUGGUGUAUGUAUGGAAUGGAUUCACAAUAGUGGGUAAAAGGCCUGACCUUACAGAAAAUGUGUUAGUUACCAUCGAAAAAGCAGAAGUUGCUUUACAAAGUGAGAAAAAUCCAUCAGAAUACCAUCCCGAUGACCUGUGUCUUGUUCAGUUGCUGAAGGGUGUUUGUUUGAAACACCUGGGUAGAUUAUUACAGGCAGAACUUUGUUUUAAUCAAGUGAUACAGAGUGAAAAGAGGGUGAAGUACGACCACUACUUGCUUCCAUUCACAUUUUAUGAAUUAGGACUCCUUUAUAAAGAUCAAGGGGACAGAGACAAAGCCAUACGUUACAUAGAAACGGCAAAGAGCAACUACAAAGACUAUUCCCUGGAGUCCAGACUACAUUUCAGAAUCCACGCAGCGCUCAGUAGUUUAAAAGGCUCACCAGUUUCAACUCCUUCAACUCCACAAUAACCAUUGAACAUCUUAAAUUCAAAAAUAAUCAUCUUUGAUAAAGAGGAGAAACCAAACUUAUAAUAAUUUUAAUGUAAUGUUUUCCUGUGUGAUUUUUUUUUCGUGUCACAUGUAGCUGUUAUUCUCCAGUGGUGACUGUACUAUCGCAGCAUAUAGAAAUUUAUAUCUAUGUUCUAUACGUUAAAGAGAGAGAGAGAGAGAGAUAAAUAUAUAUAUAUAUUUUGUUUCAUGACAAAAAAAAAUACAUUUAUGCUGGUUCUGACUUAAAAGACUAUAUUUCAGACAUUUCCUGAUGCAAUAAAGUCAGAUAAAA